Messenger RNA from Oncorhynchus kisutch (coho salmon), 4237 nucleotides. Its product is annotated as WD repeat and FYVE domain-containing protein 1. Bases 16 to 1317 code for a protein of 433 amino acids. NCBI's taxonomy places the organism in Eukaryota, Metazoa, Chordata, Actinopteri, Salmoniformes, Salmonidae. Gene Ontology annotation, cellular component: early endosome. The record is from RefSeq and is a predicted model, not a curated record. Gene Ontology annotation, biological process: positive regulation of toll-like receptor 3 signaling pathway; positive regulation of toll-like receptor 4 signaling pathway. The transcript is spliced from 12 exons. Gene Ontology annotation, molecular function: metal ion binding; protein binding.
GCUAGUCUAGACAUUAUGGUAAUCCUACUGAACUUCCUUAGCCGUCAUCUGAUUGUCGAGUUGGGAGAAAAAGACAACAUAGCCAUGGCGGCAGAGAUUCAUUCGAGGCCUCAAAGCUCAAGACCAGUUCUUCUAAAUAAAAUCGAAGGACACUCGGACGCGGUCAAUGCUGCGGUUUUGAUACCGAAAGAGGACGGAGUGAUCACGGUUAGCGAGGACAGAACUAUCCGGGUAUGGCUGAAGAGAGACAGUGGACAGUACUGGCCCAGCAUCUACCACACGGUCUCCUCGCCAUGCUCCUGUAUGUCAUACCAUCACGACAGCAGGCGUAUCUUCAUUGGGCAGGACAACGGAGCCAUUGUGGAAUUCCUUCUGUCUGAAGAUUUCAACAAGAUGAACCAUGUGAAGACCUAUCCUGCCCAUCAGAACCGUGUGUCAGACAUGGUGUUUUCUCUGGAGAGCGAGUGGGUGGUGAGCACCGGACACGACAAGAGCGUGAGCUGGAUGUGCACCCAGAGCGGCAGUAUGCUGGGGCGCCACUACUUCGGCUCCUGGGCCUCCUGUCUACAGUAUGACAACGACACCCAGCAUGCCUUUGUAGGGGACUACUCAGGACAGAUCACCCUGCUGAAACUGGAGAGACAGACCUACUCCACCAUCACCACACUGAAGGGCCACGAAGGUAGUAUUGGAGCUCUGUGGUGGGAUCCUGUUCAGAGGCUUUUGUUCUCAGGAGCGUCUGACCACAGUGUCAUCAUGUGGGAUAUCGGGGGCCGCAAGGGACGAACACUACUGCUCCAGGGACACCAUGAACGAGUGCAGGCGGUGCGAUACCUGCAGCUGACCAGACAGCUGGUGUCCUGUUCUGCAGAUGGCGGCGUCACAGUGUGGAACAUGGACAGUCCCAGAGAAGAGGCUCCUCAGUGGUUGGACAGUGACUCAUGUCAGAAGUGUGAGCAGCCUUUUUUCUGGAACGUCAAACAGAUGUGGGACUCAAAGACCAUUGGGCUUAGGCAGCACCACUGCAGGAAGUGUGGCAAAGCGGUGUGUGGGAAGUGUAGUUCCAAGAGCACUACAUACCCUGUGAUGGGCUUUGAGUUCCAGGUGCGCGUGUGUGACACCUGCUACGACACCGUCAAGGACGAGGAUCGUACUGCAUUAGCAACGUUCCAUGAGGGGAAGCACAACAUAGCCUUUAUGGACAUGGACCCUUCCAGAGGCCUGAUGGUGACCUGUGGCAGCGACCGUGUCGUCAAGAUAUGGGACAUGACGCAAGUCGUUGGCUGCAGCAUAGCAACAGGCUUCUCCCCACGUUGAUUAACCCCAUCGGCCCUCAAACUCUGUCCUCUACUCUACUGACAGGUGUCUCUGUCAUUGGGACCUCCUCUGUCUCCUCAUCUUUCUGUCUCCUUUUCUGUCCGGCUGCUUCUGUUCACUCAUCUCCCACUGGUCGUUUGAAUGAAGAUACGAAUGCGUGUGUUGUGUUGUGUAAGUGGGUGGGUACUAGUGUUGGUAACCCUUUGCUUGAUAUGGUGUCAGUUUUGUACGUGAGAAUUUGAGUCUCAAAUGUGUCUCAGGUCUAACUUCCAGUGUGUACCCGUUCAGCGGAGUGCCAAGCACAAUGUUCUGUUCUAAUGUGUGAAUGGAAGGGAGCAGUGUUUGUGUUUACGUAUGUUCCACCUCUGUCUGGUUUCUUUGACGUAGUGGGUCAGCUCUAAUUCCUUUUGCACUGUACCAUUGGACUGCUAGACCCGAUAAUCCACAAAGCCCUGCCCAACAGACACACACAGGUCUCUCCUAUUGGCUGCUUACUUCAACUUUCUACAUUUUAAAUAUUGCAAAUGCUAACCAUGACAACACAGCUUUUGUAUACCCAUAUGCAUAGUGUGUACAGUAUGAGAUGCAGUGUGCUUAUCGCUCUAUAUCCCUCACUGAUCAUGAGGUCAGUUUCUCUCUUUCCUCGCAAGUUGUUCUUUCCCUCUCUUUCUUUCUCUUCACUAGUUGGCCUUAAACUCACUCGUUUGUCUCAGGAGGAGGAGAUGGAAGAGUCAUUAGAGGGCAUGGCUGUAUGUGCCGUCACCAUGGCAACCCUGGCCGAGCUGUAGCCACAGCUGUUCUCCCACAGACCUUGUCCAACUUCAUCUCCGACACCUAAAACAUCUUCCAUCAAUUUACACUUCUAGUCCUGAUAACCAAGACCCCAUACUCUGUUGCCUUUGCGAUUAGUUAAGAUGAAUUUGCGUAUAAUGAAAAACGGUGUAAGCUUUUGAACAAGAGGUUUUUAUUUGGCUUUUGCUCUCUUUACAGGCACAUAGGUAUUGAAAUGGUACUGAAUUAAAGUCAACGUAGCGCUAAAGUUCCCAUGCACUGAUGUUUUACGCUGUUUAAUCUCUCACUGUGGGAUUGUGGGUAAAAUUAGAAGCUGCUUGUGUUUCCUCUUAGGCCUUAAGAGAGCGGGAUGGACCAAGCCUUCUAGAACCUUCAAAACUCUCACGACUGUUCUUACACACACUACUCUGUAGCAUAGCUGCAUUUUUCUCUCAACACUCACCCAUGAAUACUAAGCAUUCAACACUAUUUACUAGUUCCUCUGUCACUCUCCCGCUCUGUUUUGUUUCCAGAGCCCCGUAAGGUUCUCAACUGCACUUAAAUGCACUAAUUGUGGUUUAGAGAGCAGAUGUGCGUAACUUUUUUUAUUUUUUUUUAUUUUUAGGGAUGAUUUGCUUUGUUACGGCUUGAGUUGCAUAAUGUCUUUAAACUGGUAUAUAUUUGGCAAAUUUUAUGCUAGGUUAGACUAACGCUUGCCUUAAGGUAAAACUGAACAUGACGAUGGAGUAACGUAUGUAGUCCCAUUCCAGUUUUGAUCACCUACUGUAUAAUAUUUCUAUUUGUAGCAAAGUGUUUGAUUGUUUCUUGAUGUUUACUUCAUGUAUAGGAUGGUGGUGAGGUCACACAGACAGGAUGAUGUUUACUUCAUGUAUAGGAUGGUGGUGAGGUCACACAGACAGGAUGAUGUUUUGAUGUCACUGAGAAAUCUUUCACAGAUGUGCUUGUAAUGUUAUGUCAGAAACGUGAUGACAUCUUUGGGAGACAUGUUUAUGUCACAGAGAGGUGUUGACAUCAUAAAUACAUAUUGUGGACAUCACAGAGAUACAGGGGUGUGCAUGUUUCACAGAGAGGAGUUAAUAUCACACAGAACAUGCUAAUGUCUCAGAGGGACAUAGCGAGGUCACAGAAGCUGCAGGCAGCCUAGUGGUUAAGGGCGUUGGGCCAGUAACCGGGAAGUUGCUGGUUCGAAUCCCUGAUUUGACUAGGUGAACAAAGCACAUAACCCUAAUUGCUCCUGUAAGUUGCUCUGGGUGAGAGUGUCUGCUAAAUGUAAAGUACAGUCAUCAGGGAUGUGCAGUGUUCUUGGGAAACACUUUUGCUACAGCACAAUCAAGGCUCAAGAUCAGCUUUUUUUAAAUUGUGUUCGAUCGAAAGAAAUCUCUCUGUAAGAGAAUAUCUGUGACCGUUAACUGGAGUCCCAGUGAUUUCUGUUCCCAACUAUAGAUGAAUUCCAACUAGAUCGAUUCCUUUGAGUAAUCGAGAGCCACUAACGUUUAGAGGCUAAUAUUUGUGAUUCCCUCCACAAAUGAUUGUUCCCACCACAAUUGUGAUCAAUACAAUUCUCUAGGUAUGUUGGUUUGUAAUAAGUCCGUUUUAUGGGGUCGAUCCCAUGAAGAAGAAUUUAUAUACUUUUUACUGGUUCUUAUAUGUAAUUUGACUAAACUCUAUCCACGUUUUCACACAUGUAUAAAAUAGUAAGAUCUCAAACUAGAGCCAUAUCUAGCAGAGGGGUCUAGUGGGAGGAGCUAUAGGAGGACAGGUUCAAGGGAUGAAUGGAACGGAGUCGUAUCGUGGUUUCCAUUUCUUUGUUUGAUACCGUUCCAUUUAUGCCAUUACAUUGAACCCUUUAUCCUAUAGCUCCUCCCACCAGCAGCCUCUGAAUUCUACAGUAUACAUUCUCUACUACUCUGUUAAUCUCUUUGUUGCUGUUUGUCAUUUUAUCAUGUCAUACUGCUUGUAAAAUAAUCUUGUUCCGACGUUGUUGUAUAUCUCUAAUAAUUGUAUUUUUAAAGAGAAUCUCCUGUUGAUAAUGUUGACCGUACUGACUUUAGUCUCCCUGUGGCACUCUGUUCUGUCACGGUGAGGAAAUAAAUAAAAGCAUAAUAAAGAUAUCCAUUCAGACAUGUUA